CAAAUCGUUUGUACCACAAACCACCAGGAACCGCUGCCCAACCACCCGACCAUUUACCAUCACGGGCUCACCGGGAAUCUCUCCCGUUCCUUCCCUUACCAACCGGUCACCAACUCCGCCCUGGGCGGCGACAUCUCAGGCGUCAUCAACGUCAGCGCCGCCAACUGUUGGUCGGUGACGACGGCCGGGUCGCUCGAGCCCGACCCGUGUCUGAGAACCGCGAGGCCAAGUUCUGGACUCGGUAGCUCCGGAAUCGGGCUGGAGAAGAAGAGGAAACCUGAUAACUCGACAGAACAAAUGGUCACACAGGGUAAAGCGAAGGAAAAUCCUAAGGAUAAAAAGAAGAUGAAGAAGAAAGUGAGUGCAGAAGCAUACACCGCGAAUCGAAAAGUUGUCAGCAAGUACGAGGAAGAUUCGAAAGGUUGUGUUCAUGUUCGAGCACGACCAGGACGAGCGACUGACAUCCACAGCAUAGCAGAGAGAGUUAAAAGAGAGAAGAUUAGAGAGAGGACGAGAUAUCUUGAAUCUUUGGUCCCUGGACUGGACAAAACCCUUGGGAACGCAGAGGCUAUUGAGCAGAUCAUAAGCUAUGUUCUGUCGCUUCAGCAACAAGUCCAGUUCUUGAACAUGAAAAUCGCCGAGUUGAAUCCGAAUCCAGACUACAGUGUUGAUGACUUUUUGGCCGACGAGGCUUUAACCGAGCUGAGACAGAACAACCCAUGCAUGACGAUGCCAACUUCUGAGGUAGUUAACUCCGGUUACGAUCACCUGAAUCCAAUCCAGCAAGCAGUUCCAGGAACUGGGACGGAGUUCAUUUCCAGCUCCCAAGUUGCCGGAACUACGGACAAUCUGUCGUGGAUGCCCGGCCCACCUUUCAACGAACAGUGGUCGAACUCUUUGGGCGUCUGAAUCCGAUGUGCGGAAUCUUUAUGAGACACGAACUUGCUGCCCAACCAUCCACAUGUUAAUUAUGCAGAGAACAAGGCAACUCGAACAUGGAGAAGAAGUGAGUAAUCAAGACAAGGUUUCAUGUUUUGAGAAGUUAGAGAUCGCUAAAUGGGUUUCCAUUUUCAUUAAGUACUUAAAGUAACGAGAGAAAAGGCAAAUAGUUUUUGUCUUUUUAAUAAAUAAAUAAAUAAAUAAAUGUAAUAUAGAG
Messenger RNA from Tarenaya hassleriana, 1156 nucleotides. RefSeq names its product transcription factor bHLH63. NCBI's taxonomy places the organism in Eukaryota, Viridiplantae, Streptophyta, Magnoliopsida, Brassicales, Cleomaceae. Gene Ontology annotation, biological process: regulation of DNA-templated transcription. The transcript has 7 exons. Bases 298 to 909 code for a protein of 203 amino acids. Gene Ontology annotation, molecular function: protein dimerization activity; DNA-binding transcription factor activity. Gene Ontology annotation, cellular component: nucleus. The record is from RefSeq and is a predicted model, not a curated record.